GGGCACAGCAGAGGCCAGAGGAGCACUGUUGUUCUUAGUGGAUGGAGCCAGAGGAGUUAAAAUUAAGCCUUGAUUGCCUGGGUCUGUGAGAAUUCAGCAUGGAAUGUCUCUACUGUUUCCUGGGAUGUCUGCUUCUGGCUGCGAGGUUGCCCCUGGAUGUCGCCAUAAAAUUUCACGAUGUGCUGAGCAAUGAAAGAACUUCUGGUUAUAUGAGGGAGCACAACCAUCUAACUGGUUGGUCUUCAGAUGAAAAUGACUGGAAUGAAGAACUGUAUCCAGUGUGGAAGAAGGGAGACUCAAGGUGGAAAAACUCUUGGAAAGGAGGCCAUGUGCGGGCGAUUCUCACCAGUGAUUCACCAGCUCUUGUGGGCUCAACGAUCACAUUUGUGGUAGACCUGGUAUUUCCCAGAUGCCAAAGGGAAGAUGUCAGUGGCAACAUAGUCUAUGAGAAGAACUGCGGAAAUGAUACUGGUCCAUCGCCUGACCUGUAUGUUUACAAUUGGACAGAGGAAGGCAGCUGGGGAAAUGGUACCAACGAACACCAUCAUGAUGUGUUCCCUGAUGGAAAACCUUUCCCUCACCACCCUGGAUGGAAGAGAUGGAAUUUUGUCUACGUCUUUCGCACACUUGGUCAGUAUUUGCAGAAAUUAGGACGGGGUUCAGCAAGAGUUUCUGUAAACACAGCCAAUGUGACACUUGGCCCUCAUCUCAUGGAAGUAAUUGUUUACAGAAGACACCGACAUGCAUAUGUCCCCAUCGCAAAAGUGAAAGAUGUGUACGUGGUAACAGAUCACAUUCCUGUAUUUGUGACUAUGUACCAGAAGAAUGAUCGGAAUUUAUCUGAUGAAACCUUCCUCAGGGAUCUCCCCAUUAUGUUCAACGUCCUGAUUCACGACCCUAGUCACUUCCUCAAUGAGUCAGCCAUUUACUACAAGUGGAACUUCGGCGAUAAUACCGGUCUGUUUGUUUCCAACGCUCCAACUUUGAAUCACACAUAUGUGCUCAAUGGAACCUUCAGCCUUAACCUCACUGUGCAAGCUUCAGUGCCUGGACCUUGUCCUUCACCUUCACCCACACCUCCAAAACCCACUUCUUUAUCAUCUGCUGGUGACAACCCCCUGGAGCUGAGGAAGACCUCUGGUAUAACCUGCCUUAUUAACAGAUAUGGCUACUUUAAAGCCACCAUCACAAUUGUAGAGGGAAUUCUGGAGGUUAACAUCAUUCAGAUGACAGAUGUUCUGAUGCCGGUGCCACAGCCUGACAACUCCCUGAUGGAUUUUGUUGUGACCUGCCAAGGGAUGAUGCCAACAGAGGUCUGUACUGUGGUUUCUGACCCUACCUGCCAGAUCACGUAUGACACAGUCUGCGACCCUGUAGGUGAGGACAUGGGUCAUGAGUGCUUGCUGACCGUGAGAAGAGCCUUCAGUGGGUCUGGGACGUACUGUAUGAACCUCACUCUGGGAGAUAAUACAAGUCUGGCCCUCACGAGCACCCUUGUCUCUAUCCCUGAAAGAGACCCAGCUUCCCCUUCAAGAAUGGCAAAUGGUGUCCUGGUUGCCGUUGGUUGCUUAGCCAUAUUUGUCACUGUGAUCACCCUUUGGGUAUACAAAAAACACAAGGAAUACAACCUGAUAGAAAAUAGUACUGGGAUCGUGGUCAAAGGCAAAGGCCUGAAUGUCUUCCUCAACCGUGCAAAGGCCAUGUUCUACCCUGGAAUCCAAGAAAAAGAUCCACUGCUCAAGCACCAACCAGGAACUCCUUAAAUCUUCAGCUUUAUUUCUGACAACAGCUCACUCUUCAAUGCCAUUUGUGUGAGCUGUGCCAGAGUUGAUGACUAUCAAUUUCUUUUCCUAAAGAUUAUUGUUAAAAUAUAUAUUGCGGCUUAGGGAGGUUCAAAGUUUUUUUUAAUAGGCUAGAUGACAUUUUAGAGAAGUGGAAAGGAAUUAUGCUGUGCACAACCUCAGCCAUUUUAUAGAACUGAUAAAACCAGUUAGCAGUGCUUUCUUUCAUUGUGAUUUAUGUUUCAUUUAUGUCUUAGGUCAUCAGUGGGAUAGAUACGCUAUGUCCAAAGAGUAGGAGGAGAAGGUACUAUUCACUAGAGUCUGGCUUAGGUUAACUGGAAGGAGAGGCUGGAUACUUUCUAGCUUAUCCGUGUAACCAAAUGCAUAAAACCAAUAUAUUCCUGUCCUUAAUAUCAUGUUCCAAGCUAACUGAAUUCUACUUCAAUGAACAUGCAUGAGAUCCCAACAAAACAGCAACAGGCCAAACAUUUAAUGUGAUGUGCAUGGUUCCUACACUAAAAAAUUUGUAUAUACUAACCUAAUAUAUGGGUGUGAAUAUUUUCGUGACAACCUGCCCUGCCAAGAUGUGUAAAGGAGUGGUAUUCAUUCAUUUAUUCCAUGGACAUUUCUCUAGUACUUUCUAUGUAUCAGGCAUGUUGCUAGGUACAUGGCCCUGUACUCAGGAUGGUGACACUUUUGUGUAUAUAUCUGAAUUUCUGUACACUCUGGUGCAAGUAUUUGAAAUUAUAUAUUAUGAUUUUCCAAAGAAGGAGGCCCCUGCUUUCCUAGUGGUUUCUCAACUUAAAUGAUAUAGAGACUUGAUCAGUAAGGAUUUUACCUUCAUUUGUAAUUAAAGCUCUCUACCAGAUGUCAGAUAGGACAUGCUUUUUUUCUCCUUCCUGAAAAAUAAAGUAUGAAAAGAGAUAA
Nyctereutes procyonoides (raccoon dog) is the source of this 2708-nucleotide messenger RNA. RefSeq names its product glycoprotein nmb (gene GPNMB). Gene Ontology annotation, molecular function: integrin binding. The record is from RefSeq and is a predicted model, not a curated record. Bases 99 to 1763 code for a protein of 554 amino acids. The transcript is spliced from 11 exons. Gene Ontology annotation, biological process: cell adhesion. Lineage: Eukaryota; Metazoa; Chordata; Mammalia; Carnivora; Canidae.